This is a messenger RNA of Penicillium griseofulvum, 264 nucleotides long. RefSeq names its product small nuclear ribonucleoprotein E. Gene Ontology annotation, molecular function: RNA binding. Gene Ontology annotation, biological process: mRNA splicing, via spliceosome; spliceosomal snRNP assembly. NCBI's taxonomy places the organism in Eukaryota, Fungi, Ascomycota, Eurotiomycetes, Eurotiales, Aspergillaceae. The transcript has 3 exons. The coding region runs from base 1 to 264 and encodes 87 amino acids. Gene Ontology annotation, cellular component: U5 snRNP; precatalytic spliceosome; U4 snRNP. The record is from RefSeq and is a predicted model, not a curated record.
AUGGCAGGCCGCAAGACAUUGUUGGCUCCGAUUCACUUUAUUUUCAGUCUCCUGCAGAAGCGCAGCACUGUUUCAAUCUGGCUGUAUGAACAGCUCGCCUUUCGGAUCGAGGGGAAGAUCCGCGGUUUCGAUGAAUUCAUGAACCUGGUCAUUGAUGAUGCCGUCGAAGUGCGUCUCGCAACCAAGACAGAUGAGGAGAAGCGCCGGCCGCUGGGCCAGGUCCUUCUUAAGGGAGACAAUGUUUCUCUAAUCCAAGCUGUUUGA